GUACCCCCCUCUCUCCCUCCGUACACGUGCUAAAAAGCCCGUGUUCAUUUAUGUGGCGCAGUGCUACAAGGUCUCCACCAGGUUGUGAUCAGUUAACGAACAUGGACAGUAUCGCCGAGGAGUGUAACUCUCUCAAGAAAUUCUACGAUGACUGCUUUAAUAAGUGGUUCUCAGAGAAAUUCCUUAAAGGAGAAAUGGACGAAGCCUGUACCCCGAUGUUCAAGGCCUACCAGACGUGUAUCACAAAAGCCAUCAAAGACAGAAAAAUUGAUAUUGGUGAAUUACAACAGGAUGUUCUCGGAACUGAAAAAGAGAAACCCCCACCCCCACGCCGUGGAUGACCAGAAGAAAAGAAUUCCUGAAAAGCAGAACAUUUUUUUCUAACAAGCAAAGUUGAUAUCAUUAUUACUAUUAUUAUUAUUAUUAUUAUUAUAAUUAUGCUGUUCUGAUGCAUAACAGAAUCAGUUGUGAACAAGAGAGAAUGUCCACUGGUUGUUCCAACCGUUUAUGUUCUGUGUUCAAAACCCACCAAGGUCAAAUUUGCCUGUCAUCCCUCCAGGGUUGACAAAAUAAAGUACCAGUCAAGUACUCUGAGGUUGUUGGAAUCGACCAACCACGUCCCCUCAAAAUUGCUGGCCUUGUGCCUAAACCAGAAACAAUCAUCAUCAUCAUCAUCAUCACCAUUAUCAUUAUUAUUAUUAUUAUUAUUAUCCCGCCUAGGUCAACUUUGCCUUUCAUCCUU
Messenger RNA from Octopus sinensis (East Asian common octopus), 742 nucleotides. RefSeq names its product TP53-regulated inhibitor of apoptosis 1-like. The transcript has 2 exons. The record is from RefSeq and is a predicted model, not a curated record. Lineage: Eukaryota; Metazoa; Mollusca; Cephalopoda; Octopoda; Octopodidae. Bases 51 to 341 code for a protein of 96 amino acids.